Molecule: messenger RNA, 816 nt
Organism: Bactrocera latifrons
Lineage: Eukaryota; Metazoa; Arthropoda; Insecta; Diptera; Tephritidae
Gene: Cnep1r2
Product: nuclear envelope phosphatase-regulatory subunit 1 homolog
Exons: 4
Cellular component (GO): Nem1-Spo7 phosphatase complex; cytoplasm
Source: RefSeq, a predicted model, not a curated record
ACCUAUUAAUUUAGGACUAAUAAAUAUCCUGAUGUAAAGUUUAGCCCUAGAAAUUUUAUAAAAAUAAUUGAAUGUCUUAAAAAGUCGCAAAGAAAAUGUGUAACUAAUGUAGAAUGAAUUUUUGUUUUUUAAUUUUUAACAUAAAAAAUCAAUCGAUCUACAAAAUCGUACAUAAAUUAUUCGAAACAUGGAACCAUCAGCAUGUGAAGAUUUGAAAGCAUUUGAGCGCAGGCUCACGGAGGUAGUAUCGUCUUAUGGGCCCACUACAUUAAAUUAAUAUAAUAUAAUUGCAGUAGUUCUGGCCACAAUUUCUAUAUGUACAGCUAUUGGAGCGUUUUAUUGGCUUAGAGAUCCUCGUACCUCAAUUGUGCCUCUAAUAGAAUCGUUGUUACUGCAUCCAAUAUUCACGCUUGCCACCUUAAUGCUGGUUAUUCUCUUUGUUAUGGGCAUACAUAAAUUAGUAUUUGCUCCCAAAAUUAUUACAACUCGAAUGCGGACCGUACUUAGCGAUUUCAAUAUGAGUUGUGAUGACACAGGAAAACUGAUUCUUAAACCUCGACCAAACAAUAAUCUAGACGGCAGUAUUCGUUAGAGGAAAUACAUACUGUUUAAAUCUACGACAGAUUGGUGGUUUUGGCACCGAAUGAAGUUAAAAUUAUAAUAACGAUACUUUAUCCCGCUAUUAUAAAUUGGAUAGUUUAGUAAAGUGUUUCCAUUUAAUAAUUUUUUUUAUAUUAAUUUGAUAAAACAGAUAGUUUAACUGGAUUUAAUUGAAAUUGUAAUCAUAAUAUAAAAUAUAUAAUUUCCAAACGCGUA